AUGUCUCCCCCUCAGCACCUGCACAGCUCCUUGUCGCGAGCCGUCCGGGCGUACAAGAGAGAGACCGACUACUUCCUCGAGUGGCUCUGGUGUCAGUGUCGCAUCGUUGAUCCCGGUCGAACAACCGGGAUUUCCUUCACGUCAUGCGCAGAGAUUCUCAACGCGGUGAAGGCUAUCGCCAAGGCCGAAGUUGCUGUCCCUCUUUCGGUCAUUGAUGCUCUGGAAAACGCCAUCGAUAAGCGACGCAUCGCGCUCGCGAUUCACCAGCAAAAGCAAGCUGAUGACAUUGAGCACGAAGCAUUCCUCGAGAAACUCGAAACCGCUUUAGAAACCUUAACCACUCUGGAGGCUGAAGCCGCCGUGUUUGACGAUCCCAGAGUCCAACAAAAUGUUCCUUCGUCACUGAACCGAUACGCGUCUCUGUCCAACCCUGUGAUGGAUGCCGAGACGAAUGCUCCCAUCUCCAAUAUCUGCGAGAAGAUGGCGUCGGCGGCACUCGAAGAGAGUGUUCCCAAAGCAACAGCCCCUGAGUCCCGCAGCGAGUUCCUUGUGGAUGACGACUUUCUGCAAAAGUUUCUCGGCGUACGGUUCGAGGACCUCGAGUAUCUGAAGGAAUACGUUGCUAUGAGAUGGACACUUGAUGAGUACUGGAAAGAAGUAGCUGAGGGAAGGCUUCCCCUCCCUGUGGCCGCUUGGCUCACAAGCGAGGCUAUGCGAAAGAUCGAGAUCACCAUCCCUUCAAAGUUGGAGCUGGGAAAGACGGCAGGAUUCGUAGUUCGGUUUGGGGUCUCGACAGAGAUUUUUGGUCUCGUCCCAGAGGAACAAAAGACCGACAAGCCUUGGUGGAAGGAAUGCGCGUUCCUUUUCGAAUAUGAGAAGGCGCUGAACGCGCUCAGACAUUGUAAUGAGGCCACCAACGAAGCCGCCGACUCGACUUUCAAGCCUGGCAAGGUACAGGGUGACGCCGACACAGUUUCCAACGUCGUUUCCCAGUUGUUUCAAGAUAUGCAAAGAGCUAGGGGAAGUAAACGCGCAAUCAACGCCGUCGAGGAUAUCAUGUUCUUCGUGGAGCCUCGUAACGGAUCGUGCGAACCAUUCUACCAAGCCGCCUCUGAGUUCACCAAAGGAGAAGCAACUACGGCACCCGGCACACUCGUCCUGGGAUUAGAUCUUUUCUUGUCCGCAUCCGGAGCUUUCUUCUGGCCAAACGGAACGGAGCGCAACAAGGAUAACUGUCGUCUGCGGGCCCUGCGCUUGGCCAUAGAUAUGAAGGCAAGCGCCAAGAAGGUCGCUGACAUCUUCCAGAAGUUGCCGAUCUGUCUCAGUGGGGAGAGGCAGUGGUUUGAGAUGGUCUCUUACUUCACGAACGGGAUCGACACCUACAUUCGCGAGCGAGUCUUUGACGACUACCACUCAGCUCCGUGGACGGCUGGAUGCCAUAUGACAGAGAUGCUCUACCAGGCUCAGUAUCUGGGAAACCUCCUUCUUCAGCAUCAGACAGUCAUUCCAAGCACGCUUCACCUCUACAACGCCCUUCGCCAGUCCCCAGUCAACUUUCCUCGCAUUCGCAUCAUGGAUGAGCUCUGCGAGAUGUUCCUUGACAGCGUCUUCCUCGGAAAGUUGCCUACGAACAACUUUCUCACAUGGUAUCGUUACUGCAUCUACAACGCCAAGCGCGCCAAAACCAGCAACUGGCCGCACUACGGAAACUCUGGUCUCAGCAUUGACCAUAGCAAGAAGCCCCGCACACUUUGGGUCAACUCGGGCUUCAAAUGGCAGCAUGGCAACAACCACACUCCCCACGUCGAGUUCAUUGGACCGUUGUACGGCGUCCCGCCCCCUUCCAACGUACCCACUCCCGCAGCAUUGAUGACAGAGCUAAGCGACAUGUACUAUGAAAUCGACGACAUCGAGCACAUUCAGCUUGCCAAGGAGGCUGUCCUGAAGGAUUUCGAGGGUCCACGGGCUGUUAUGGCAGUCGACUACUUCUCCCUGUUCAGGUUCUGUGCAGACAUCAUGUCGACCUUUGCCGAGUCCGCCAAGCGCGAAAUGUUCGUGCUCCUGCCAGAGCUUGCGGAGAUGAACUGGGAGAGUGACCUUGAGCUCGCUCGCCAUUUUGUCGACGCUGCGAUUGGCAGCCUCGUCAGAAUGACUGAUCAGAAAGAGCUGAACAGUGUGCACCGGACGCCCAGAGCGGUUCAUGAGGUAGCAGCGUUCAGCAAGAUCGACAAGGAGAUGUCUUUGGACAGCAUGAAGUGGAAGUUGUGA
Molecule: messenger RNA, 2268 nt
Organism: Colletotrichum gloeosporioides
Lineage: Eukaryota; Fungi; Ascomycota; Sordariomycetes; Glomerellales; Glomerellaceae
Exons: 3
Coding region: 1-2268 (755 amino acids)
Source: RefSeq, a predicted model, not a curated record